This is a messenger RNA of Planococcus citri (citrus mealybug), 2665 nucleotides long. RefSeq names its product E3 ubiquitin-protein ligase rfwd3.S-like. Gene Ontology annotation, molecular function: protein binding; ubiquitin-protein transferase activity. Gene Ontology annotation, cellular component: nucleus. Bases 282 to 2258 code for a protein of 658 amino acids. The transcript has 8 exons. The record is from RefSeq and is a predicted model, not a curated record. Lineage: Eukaryota; Metazoa; Arthropoda; Insecta; Hemiptera; Pseudococcidae. Gene Ontology annotation, biological process: protein ubiquitination; interstrand cross-link repair.
ACAUUCUGAUAUUUGAAAAAUUCGAAGUUUUUGAACGGAAAAUUCUCGCUUCGACUUAAAAAUUGUUUAAUUCUAUAUUAUUUUUGAUUAAAUCAAUUAAUUAUCAACAUUUCUGUGCAAUUAGUACGUGCUCGAUUGUAUGAUUCAUUCCUGAACGAUUUUUCAUUGCGAAAAUGAUCAUUGUUUAAUCUGAAAAGUGCGUCAGUUCGCUGUACAAACUACAAAGUCAGUGAUAUUUUUCUUACUACUCGAAGAUGAUGUUCUCACGUUGACCUGCUGCGAUGGAAAACGAUGAUUCUCUAGACGACGACGUAGUUGAAAUAGUCCCCGAAGCCGAAGCACAUGCAGGAUCACCCAUUAGAAUACAUCAGAUAGCUGAAGAACCCCGAGAAAUUGGUGAUAUUGUCGUAAUAGCAGACGAUGAAUUACAAUUCGAUGGAGUGCGAGUUAUUCAAGAGAACCAUGCUGAAAGACCUAUCGUACGGAUUCGACGUCUAGACGCUGAGGCCAGAUUAUCGGAAAAUCCUUCAGGAUCGGUGGCAGUAGUGGUUGAUCGUUCGGAGUUGAAUUCAGGUAGACGACGUAUUAUUGCUGGACCAGGGAUCGAUGAUUCUCCCGAAGAAGUUGUCGAAGAGAUGGAUAUCGACGAUGUAAAUAUUGAAGAGAUUAACGUUAUCGAAGUGAGGGACGACGAACCUUCGGUUAUUAUUGAGCAAAGAAACGAACCUUCGACUAGUUCCGAACAAAAGAAUGAGCCAACUAAAAGUUCUACUGCACCUUUGAAUGAUACUGACGAUGGAGAUGCGGGACAACUAUGUGCUAUUUGUUAUUCGUCGUAUACGAAUUCUGGCGAACAUAGACUAUCGUGUUUAAAAUGUGGUCAUCUUUUUGGCGAAAGUUGCAUCAAGCAUUGGCUUAAAGUCGGUUGCCAAGCUAAUUCUCGCAGAUGUCCAUCCUGCAAUGCGAAGGCUACAAUUCGUGAUAUUCGUGUAUUAUACGCGAAGAAUCUGAUCGCCUUGGAUACUACUGAAAAAGACAGACUUUUAGAAAAACUGGAAAAAGUUCAAAACGAAAAAAACAACAUCGAAUCGCAACUGAACGCAUCGAGUUUGAAAGUAGACUUAUUGACGAAAAAAGUACACGAAUACGAAGAAAAAAUCCGAAUCUUGAGUGAAAAUAACAACCAGAGAGAACAAACCACGUCGCAUCAGGGGCUUUCUAAAUUCAGCUCGAAGGUUCUAUCGAGUUUCGUAUUAAGCGUCGAAGGAGGCUGUAAAGUUCUCGCUUACAGCAGUCACAUGUCAUUAUUGUUAGCUUCUCAGUGCACCACUAAUCCUUUAUUUCCUGGUUAUGGAAUUCGUAAAAUAAACGCAUUCGAUAUGAAACCGACGUUAUAUCAUUAUGUACAUAAGAAGACCAUCAGGGAUAUGUGUUUUUCACCCAACGAAAGGGGCAGUUUGCUUUCCGUUUCAUUGGACAAGACUGCUAAAUUAUUUGAUGUCCAAAAUAACACCGUUGUUCAAACCUUCGAAACUCCUGUUCCUCUAUGGUCUUGUACGUGGAGUUCUACGAACAAUUACAAGUUCUACUGCGGCAGCCAGAACGGUACAUGGUUCGCGUUUGAUAAAAGACAAACAAGACCCGAGCCAGAACAGAUAGUAGAAUCGAUCGAUCCAAAUGAUAAAAGCGGUAUCAUAUCGAUUUGCCAUUUACCUUCCAGACCUGGACGAUUCAUGCCAAACGGUGGCAUCGUUGCUUGCCGACUGAACAACGUCGUCGUUCAUUACCCUGCCGGCGACACCACAGCUAGCAAGGUGCUACCAAUUGAAGGAUCAUUCAUGUCGAUGCAAUAUAACAAGAAUAACGAUCAUUUACUCAUUUCUACAAAAGCCAGUACAAAGUGGACAUCGUCGCGUCACAUGAUUUGUCAACUUUCCGAAAUGAAAACUGGCGAAUCAGAUUCCGAAUGUGUCGAUGUACUACAAACGUUUUAUGGAAGUCGUAUCACCAACACUUUGAGCCGUUCAGCCUUCGUACCAUUUCCCAACGGCGAUGUGACCGUUUGCGCUUACAAUUCACGUAACAAUAACCUGGAUUUAUGGAGCGUUGUAUCAGAGACCAAAUUAGACAUAACAGGAGUAAAUUUAACCGAUCCUGUCUUGGACAUAUGUUCAGUUCGUACCACCGAUAAGGAUAUAAUGAUACCUUGCUUAUCGGAUAAGAAGCUUUCUGUGAUAAGAUUGAAUUUUGAAGAAUAGAUAGACGAAAAAUGCGUACAUUAAUUUAGCUCAAGGCUGUGAAAAAAUAUUAAUUGUAUUGUACGAGGAAAAAUUUGUCGUAUUUCUAUCUCUGUAUUGUACUUUUUUGCUCAGAAAUUUUUAGAUGUUUCCUUUUUUCGUUCGUCGUGUGAAUAAUGUUUAUGACGUGUUUUUCCAGAGAUGUGGUUUUGUUCAGGUACUUCCUUCUUACUGAAAAUUGUGUUCGGCUCAUUUUGGAGAAAAGCGAGUUGUUGCUCGUACGAUUUCUCAAUGAUCGAGGAUAAAUAUUUAUACCUAUUAUUAAACGGAGAAAUGUCACGUGGUGUUAAUGCUGUACUGAUAAGUGGCCAUUUUUUUCGAUUUUGUUUCUAUUUAUAAGAGUACGUAUUAUAGAAUGUUUUUUUAUA